Cydia fagiglandana is the source of this 1853-nucleotide messenger RNA. RefSeq lists its product as uncharacterized. The record is from RefSeq and is a predicted model, not a curated record. Gene Ontology annotation, biological process: apoptotic process involved in development; phosphatidylserine exposure on apoptotic cell surface; engulfment of apoptotic cell. The transcript has 4 exons. The coding region runs from base 37 to 1818 and encodes 593 amino acids. Lineage: Eukaryota; Metazoa; Arthropoda; Insecta; Lepidoptera; Tortricidae. Gene Ontology annotation, cellular component: plasma membrane.
CAGUGUUAAAUACCUUAUCAUUGGUAAUGCUUCACAAUGGUAAUAUGCAAGUUGGACAGCGAGGUAUCGGGUGAAUUCUUGGGUUGGGAGUUGCCGACAUGGACAGCACUUCUCUUGCAUCGAGUCUUGCCUUCCUGCGCAGGUCUUGUCGUCUACCUCACACUGAUCUGCUUCGAUAUUGCUUUAGUAUGUGAACAUUUCCUGAGCAAUGAUCGUGGCAUCGGGAUUUUCCUGAUUAUUUUAAUGGUGUUACCUGCCUUGUUAAGCUUGGUAUUUACAUUAGCGUCACCACCUCCAGGACUACAGACUGAAGACUCGGCUAUUUCUAUUGAGAUAGAGAAAAACGAUUUAAAAUGGAUAUUUAUACAGAUUGGGAACUUUUUGUUAUUUCCGAUUGCUGCAAUUGGCAGAUACUGCCACCAAGUGUUCUGGUGGGUGGAAGCCGUUUGUGCAGCUCGAGACGAAGACGACGAACGUACCCGAAACGCCAUACAGAUAGCCAAGGCCCCUUCCCCGAUGGAGCUCUAUUUGUUCCUUCAGGCAUUUAUUCAUUCGGCUCCACAUAUCAUUGUGAACGUUUUGGACCUGAUGAACCGUUAUUCAGAUCCUAACUUCGAAAAAUUCUCCUUAGUAUGGGUGAGUGUAGUGAUGUCUUCAUUCCGGAUGGCUAGCACGGCCACUGUAUAUAGAAGGUUUGAACGCGAAAAACUUUGUGGUCGUCAUUAUCCAUGGAAGACUUAUUCGGAAGAGCUGGAAAACUCUGCAAAUGAAAAAACCGAACUAGUUAACAAAGUUGAAGAACAGAAACAAGAAACGGAAGAGGAAAAUAUUUACGAAACAUUAUCGCCACUUCAUCGAACGUCUGUAAUAUCACAAAGGUCGAACCACAGUAGAAGUAAGGCUACGAGCGAUAUGAUUCAGUUUUCUCCGCGCUCUAAUAUUACUGAACCGUUUUUCGAUGAUGAGGGAUGUUGUACCGAUUCAAGUUCCGAAUAUUUACCACCAAUACCUGUGAGCCAAGUAUCGCGUAGAACUUCUUCAUUAAAUAGCGAGGAUGAGUAUAUGAGGCCGAUUUCUAUAAUUGAGAGAGUCGCACCUCGUCGGAGAGACACACAAUACACUAUACAAGAAGUAUGCGUAACUCCGCCACCGGCUAUGCCUGCUCCUAGACCAGGCACUCUCUCGAUGUGGGCCGAGAAGUUAGUAGAGAAUGCGGAAUCUAUACCAACCUGGUUAUCCGCGCCUCCUCGGCGGAGACAUAUCGAAGAGAUUAAAGACGAGCCUGACGUCCCACGUCAUGUUCCCGGCCCUCUCAUCAUGCGGGGUCUCGAACCUCAAGACGCGUCAGCUGCACUAGUCCAUUUCCUAGGCUGGCACAUGUUCUUUAUCUCCCGACUGCUCUCUAUGGCAGCUUUUAUUAACUUUUUCCCUUUUGCUGCGAUCAUAGUUCUUUUCUCGCACUACCAAAUAAUUUUACUUCUUUUAAUAGUCCCUCAAGCUAGUACAGUGAGAAGGGGGUUUUACAUAUUUCUAGCAUUUAUUUAUUUAUUUUGUUUAAUGGAGUUUAAAAUUCGCUUCCGUCACGUGCGGGUAUGGCACGUGUUUUGGAUCAUAGUGUGUACUAUAGAGAUUGUGGUAUUCACGGGUCUGUGGGCCGGUAUAAACAAUAAAUUAAAUGAUUGGUGGCGUGAUUUUAUAGUAAAGAUAAUCAUCGGUAGCAUGCUGCUCAGCUUCAUGUGUUUUCUCGUGUAUUUUGUAUUAUUGAAACCUAGAGAGACUGUUGUGUAUGUAAAAAAUAAGAGUAACAUGGAACCUUAACACGGUUCAAAUAAUGAACACCACUACAAUGGUUA